UAACAGUGCGGCCAAACUGCAUGAAACGUUGCAAAUUGUCAAAUUUAGUGCGAUUUCUUUAUGUACUCCUUGGAUUUGGUGAGAAAUUAUUAAAAAUCGAGUAAAAUUGUGAUUAAAGUAGAAAGUUAGUUUUCUGCAUCGCCAACGAGCAGAAAAUUUGCAAAUUUAACCGAUUUUGCGAGAAAAGUGCAGCCGCCGCCAGCGACGCCGCAGCCGCAAUCGUGUUUUCACAGCGUAAGAUGGGAAGCAGGUGUCUUAACAGAUAAGCAACGUCUGGAAGCAAAAUUCCUUGCUUUUAAGAACGCAGACAAAGAAAAAGCAACAAUAAAAACAUAACUACAGCCGUGAAGAAAAAAUAUCGCACGCCAAAUCGACAGCCGACACCGCCGAGCUGGGACUACGACGUCGACACACAAAAAGCAACAACAACAACAUCUACAAAAGCAGAAAGGCAUACACGCGAAACGACGAAAACUGCACUAAAAUGCUCAUAUUGCAAAGCUAAAUACUACUUUGCCACUUUUCCCCGCAAUUUCUUUGCAUAAUUUAAAACUUUCUUACGUCGUUUUUGAAUACUUCCUGUGCCUCUCCUAAGUGCACGCUGCUUGUCGCCGUCAAGUGAUUGCCGCAUACCUAUCGACUCACCCGUCGACCUACUUACAACCCAUUUGACAAAUUUGGUACUUCCGUUGGUUAAAUUUCCACACGUUUUUCCCAAAUUGUAUUUUGCCGAUUCUGUCCAGCGUUCUCGAAGAGUUUCUGCUAUAUAAAGAGAUUAUACAUUUUUGGUAACUAAAUUCGGCUUAGGAACUUAGUUAAAGAUGGUCAAGGAGAAGCCCAAUUCUACACGAAUUUAUGAUAAGGAUGGCUUUCGCCGUCGUGCUGCUUGCAUUUGCGUGCGCUCGGAUGCCGAAGCGGAGGUGCUCUUGGUGACGUCUUCGCGUCGUCCAGAGCUAUGGAUCGUGCCUGGUGGUGGUGUUGAGCCGGAGGAAGAACCAUCGGUUACGGCUGUGCGUGAAGUGCUCGAAGAGGCCGGGGUCGUUGGCAAGCUUGGCAGAUGCUUGGGCGUGUUCGAGAAUCGCGAACAUAUGCAUCGCACCGAAGUCUUUGUAAUGACUGUCACCAAUGAGCUUGAAGAGUGGGAGGACUCGCGUAGCAUUGGCCGAAAACGUCAAUGGUUUUCCAUUGACGAUGCGUUGACACAAUUGGCACUACAUAAACCGACGCAGAGGCACUAUCUAAUGCAACUUAGGCAUUCAAAGAAUAAUACGACCCCUUCGGGCUCACCGCCAGUCACUCCUACAGAGACAUAAGAAUAAAGGAGACUCUAAUACACAUACAGACGUAGAUGCAGUGCAACUAUGUUGGCGGAACACGUGGAUCGUAGACUUAAAGUGACUCCCACACUCACACACACACACUUACACUUACACUUACACUAAAUUAACAUAAACGCAUUCUAAUUAAGAAAGUGUUUGCACGCAUAACUAAGCGGGCCGUCAGACACUAUACACUCUGCAGAGCACGAUACACAAUAAUAAACUUUGAUUACGAAUUGUUUGGGAAUUUGAACCCUAUUCACACUCAUUCAAAUUUACUUUUAUAUCAGAAAUGCAUUCAAACAUCCGCAUACAUAGAACAUCGUCAUCACUAAUUACGCAGUAAAGUGGAAUUGCAAUAUGCAACAUCGUUAUAAGUUUAAAAAUUAUUGCAAAUAUAUAUAGGCAUCCAUAGACUUCUCAAAUUAUGCUCCACAUCAAUAAAUAAUGUUCAUUAAUAACGUUAAGAUACUUUUUAAUACUGUAAUGAAAAUUGUAAUGAUUAAGUUAACCAAAAAGUGAAAUUAAAAAAAUCUGAUUGCAAAUUUUCUGACUAAAAGAGCAUGGAAGUUGACUUUGAAGUUCGCUUUAACUAAAAAGCAGUUUUGGUUUGAAGAUAGUUUGGAGUUUCACGUAAAAUACAUACCUACAUAGAGAUAUUUUCAUAUAAUAUAAAAGUCGAGAUCGAAAAUAAAUAAGGCAAAGAACACUCUGAUAACGAAAUUGACGCAACUUAAAAAAAGUUUAACUGAAACUUGAAAACUGGCACAUAUUUGUACAUUUCUACUUAGAUUUUCUACUAUUUUAUAAUUUAAAUGAAACGAAAAGAAACACAAAUGCUUAUAUCUACUUACUAUUGUAAUGUACAUUAAAGUUGCGCCAAACUGCUUUUUGCGGAAGCAAUGGAAUUACAGAAAUUGUGUAAUCAAAAUUCUAAACAAAAGCAACAAUUAUAAAAACUAAACUAAUUAUGAAAUUACAAACACGUCUAAAAAUAAGGCUUCAGGCAAAUAUGUGUAGUUGCGUACAAAAAAAAAAUGGUGUGCUGUUUGUAGAUAAUUGAUUUCCCGAUGAGUUUUAGUUUUGUUAUAUUUUGACGCUUAAUGCACCAGUUGCCUUCCGUGUUGAAUAUGUAGAUUGUCUGUAAGUCUCCACAAAGGAUUUCAAACGCCUUUUUUUGUUUAUUAAAUAUGAAACAUCUUUACUUUCGAUGCCCGCCUGCGCGUUAGACAGAAACAACUGCUUCGCGCCAUAUUUAUUUACGCCAUUUAGCAUCUUCGACUUCAUGUUCCACAAGGUGAUUCUUCGGGCAUGGGCUGUUAGCUUCUACCGGCUACACUUCGUUUAUUUGCUGCUUUUUUCAUUUACGUGAAGCGUGAAAAAUUAAGUUUUUCCUAUUUAAAGCACGUUACUAAUCGCAGUCACGGACAUUGUUAUGGAAGAAAAAAGUAAUUUCUUAUUUAAAUGUAAACGA
Molecule: messenger RNA, 2793 nt
Organism: Rhagoletis pomonella (apple maggot)
Lineage: Eukaryota; Metazoa; Arthropoda; Insecta; Diptera; Tephritidae
Gene: Aps
Product: diphosphoinositol polyphosphate phosphohydrolase 1
Exons: 5
Coding region: 822-1313 (163 amino acids)
Biological process (GO): diadenosine hexaphosphate catabolic process; diphosphoinositol polyphosphate metabolic process; diadenosine pentaphosphate catabolic process
Cellular component (GO): nucleus; cytoplasm
Molecular function (GO): diphosphoinositol-polyphosphate diphosphatase activity; bis(5'-adenosyl)-pentaphosphatase activity; endopolyphosphatase activity
Source: RefSeq, a predicted model, not a curated record